This is a messenger RNA of Grus americana (Whooping crane), 3920 nucleotides long. RefSeq names its product collectin subfamily member 10 (gene COLEC10). The transcript is spliced from 6 exons. Bases 1024 to 1857 code for a protein of 277 amino acids. Lineage: Eukaryota; Metazoa; Chordata; Aves; Gruiformes; Gruidae. The record is from RefSeq and is a predicted model, not a curated record.
AUGGAUAUCUGUCACAGCUCCUUCCAAAAGGAUAUACAGCGGUUUUGCACACUACCUGUUCCUCCAGCCAGGAGGCCUCCUACACCUCUUUGCAAAGUCCCAGCACCCAACAGAAAACCUGACAGCUACCUCAUGCAGAUUUGAAACAGCAGCAGCUUCCUGGAUGACCCAAAGAUGACAUUUCACUGGGACCUAUGCUAUACCACUGUCCUGAUGUAUGGUCUCUUCCGGUUAGCAAGGAGAGGAGAAAGGUGGUAUAAGAGGAGGCAUUGCAGUCAUUUGAGCUCAUCCUGAAAUCUGCCCUUCUGUAGCGUGUCUACCAACACAAUCUGGGCUUGGAGCAACUAUUGUGGAGUAAUCUGUAAGCAUAAAAUCAUCAUUUGUGGGUUUAUGGCUCAAACACCCAUUGAUGACAUCAACUUUUCAUUCCCUGCUCUGAGAGCUAAGGGUGCAUGACACCCAAAAGGUGUGAAAUAGCACCAGAGGCUUCCACCCACAGCAGACUGGCAGCUCGUCUCUUGUCACUAAUGGUCUCCCUGGAGGAAAGCUUUUGUGGAAAAGUCUCUCCAUAUGUUUUAUGGAGCCUGCAUUACUCUUCCAGCACAAAAUCAGCCACAAGUAUCCUAUAACUAAUUAGUACUCGCUUGGAUACAAUACCAAAGUCUUUUGUCUCUUGAGUAAGUGAAAAGCUGGGCAUGAAGAGUCAGUGCCGAAAGGAAAAAAAUAUGACAAAACAGAUAUCCCCAUGUAUUGAAGAAAUUUUCCAUGGCAAAAGCAGCUAAACAUCUCACAGAUAAGAGAUAAAUUGGAAUAAACAGCUGUCAGUGUUAAAUAAAUAUCCUGGAUAAUGUGCAGAACAGAAAUAACUACAGCAUUGUCGAACUCCUUUCUUCACUUUAUUUAGCUGUUCUUGCAUGUAGCUCCCAACUUUGCACUGCUUCAGUUAGUGGAGCAUUUAUUUUUGAAUCAGCUGCAUUUGUUAAGACUGUAACAACGAAAGGCAUUUCCUGAGAAGCUGCAAGGAUGAGCAGCAAGAAAGAACAACAGCUAAGGAAAUAUGGGACCCUAGUAGUGCUUUUUAUCUUCCAAGUUCAGAUUUUUGGUUUUGAUGUUGACAAUCGACCUACGACAGAUGUCUGCUCGACACACACAAUUUUACCUGGACCAAAAGGGGAUGAAGGUGAAAAAGGAGAUAGAGGAGAAGUGGGCAAACAAGGAAAGGUUGGACCAAAAGGACCAAAAGGAAACAAAGGACCUGUGGGGGAUGUUGGUGAUCAGGGAAUGCUUGGGAAAAUUGGCCCAAUUGGUGGAAAGGGUGACAAAGGAGUCAAAGGCUUAUCGGGGGUGUCUGGAAAAAAGGGAAAAGCAGGCACAGUCUGUGACUGUGGAAGGUAUCGCAGAGUUGUUGGACAACUGAACAUCAAUGUUGCUCGUCUUAACACGUCCAUCAAGUUUGUAAAGAACGUUAUAGCAGGUAUCAGGGAGACAGAUGAGAAAUUCUAUUACAUCGUGAAAGAAGAGAAGAACUACAGAGAAGCCUUGAUCCACUGCAGGGACAGAGGAGGAACACUGGCCAUGCCUAAAGAUGAGGCAACCAACGCCCUGAUUGCUGACUACAUCUCCAACAGUGGUCUCUUCCGAGCCUUCAUCGGGCUGAACGACAUGGAAAAAGAAGGACAGUUUGUGUACGCAGACAACAGUCCGCUGCAGAACUACAGUAACUGGAAGGAAGGACAGCCUCAUGACCCAGCUGGCCGUGAGGACUGUGUGGAAAUGCUCAGCACGGGAGAGUGGAAUGACUCCGAGUGCCAAGUCACCAUCUACUUUGUCUGUGAAUUCCUCAAGAAGAGGAAAUAAAAGUGUUGCGGAAUGUGCUUGGCACCUGCUGUACAUACAGUAACCCCUCCUCAUUCAUCUGCUGUAGGGAGAGCAGACAACCAGGGACAGGGCUCAAUUCAGCCUUCCCCUCACUGGGUUAAGCAAGAGCAACUACUGUUAAGGUGGCAGUGGCCUUAAAGUCAGCACACAUCUGCAGGGAGCAUGCAGCCAGGUGUGAAUUUGUAUUUCAUUUCUAUGUGGAAUUUAGGGUGGGCAUUUCUGUGUGGAAUUUAGGAGCAAAUUUAGAGCAUACAGAGGUGAAUAUGAUUUCACUAAUGCCAGAAAUAGUAAACUCACUGGUAUAUUAAUUACCGCUGUGCUUCACAAAGUCCAUAGGUGGAAAGAGUGUGAUCUUUACUCAUCUUUGACCUGCACAGAAAAUUCCAGUAAUUUCCCUGGUGACUUCAGAGCUGGGAGAACAGAUUUGCAGUUUCUCUUCAAAAAAUCCUUCCUUUGUUAGAAUCAUAGAGUAAUUUAAGUUGGAAGGGAUCUCUGGAGGUCAUCUAUUUGAAUCUUCCAUGCAAAGCAGGGUCAACUUCAAACUUAGAUGAGAAGUUGUUAUAGUCUCCUUAAUUUGGCUGUGCAAUUAUAUUGCUGAUAUGCAGGGGAGGGCUCGCUUAUCUCUGCUUCUAACUUCAUCAUCCAUCAGGCUGGUUUGAGGUGUGAAGAAUUAACCUAGCAAUGGCACUUCUGCAUGCAAGCCUGCACAGCUUGUAGGCAACCUGAGAAUCGAUGGAGUGGUUCUAGCCUCUGAUGUCCCCCAAAAAUCUGUGAAAAACCUAGAAAAGCCUAGGACAAAGAGAACAGUGCAAAGGAAGUAACACCAUUGCUGUAGGCUGUAAACAGGCACAUGUAGUAUCAGCUAUACCAAUGUGCACUGCUGGUUUAACAAGAGAUUCUAGGAACAUGUUAACUCCCUAACUCAGUAGCAAGGACGUUUGAUGUCUAAUGCUAAAAUCACCCGUGCCUUUGCGACGCAGGAAGCAGCUAUAAAACAGGCUUUAUCCCCCAAGAACCCAGAGUCAGGUGUGGUUGAGCAACUUAGUCAUGCACUUCAGUGGGACACUCCACAAAUGAUGAGCAGUAAGUGUGAAGAUUUUGCUGUCAGUGCCCACCUACUCAGAUCUCCAUAUCAGUUUGCCCACAACGGAUCGUAUUUUCAUAUCUUUGAUAAUACUGAAGGAGUUCUUUUCUUCUGACACAGCAACUAUUUUGCCUUCAGAAGUGAGCCUGUUCUUAGUUGUGGUUCACCUUUCCUCACAGCAGGAGAUGUCAAGAGAAACCCCAGGGCCCCUGCAAUGAAGGUCUAUAGAUUUUCUUUCCCACUUGACACUAAAAAUGAAGGAAUGAUAUCUGGAGGCUAAGGAGAAUGCUAGACACUAGGCACAGUGCAGCAAUGUACCCUGCAGGUCACUCUGAGCACCGGUUGCACAUAGUCUUCCUCCGGGUAUACGAAGAGCUGGACAUGCCAUCAGCUAGUAAUGCAGAGGGUCAGCUCCAAAGUUUCCCUUUGACUGCUGUGUACAGCACUGCCAAGGCAACUAGACAACAGUCAUACUUCCUCAACCUCAUCCUCAACAGGGAAAUCCUCCAAACCAUUUAGCUGGUUGCUGGUUUGACUCCAAGCUCAUCUGCAAGCAAUGACCAACACAGGAGCAUCCCAGGAGACUCUGUGACUCAGAACCAUUCUUGUAAUCCAGUUUCUCUGCCACUUUUUCCUCCAGAAAACCACUUGUUGCUACCAACUGUAAAUUAUCUGUGUUGCUACACACCCUCUGCUGAACUAUUCAGACCUGUAAAUGAAGGGGUGGGACCACAUUUCUUUUCAUCGCUCCUCUACUAUGCUAUGAGAGUAUUUGGGCAAACAGGUUUACUUAGGACAACAUAACUCAUCCUGAAUUGUUCCCUUCCUGGGAACUGAUAUUCCCCAAAAUGAAGCAGAAUUACACUUUUUAGGAUCUAUAGUAAUAAACUCAUUAAGCUAAACACUUUGGUUUUAGAAUCAUUAAUGGGUAAUAAUAAAGAAUUAAUGACUAAUUCAA